CUAUUUUGGGACAACGUUGUAAGUGUAGUACAUCACAAAUCCCAUUGUGGUCGCUCAUGACCAAGAAGUGUCCGGCGCCGUGGUGUUCCAUGAGCCUCCGCUUUCUCUUGCCUGGAUACAUUCUCGUCGUCGUUCUCGUCAGCAUGACCUUGCUCCGCGCACCCGACAGUGCCGAGGCAGGCCUGCACCUCAAGAAUCGCACUUUCGUCCAGCGGGCGCCGACCCCGGGUGCCACCUGCUGGUUUGACGACCCCAAGACGCAGCGCGUUCCCACGGACGACCUCGAGCACCUCAGUUUCCUGCACGCUGCGUGCACGACCGAGUCGGACGACAUCAUUACCUGGCAGUAUGGCACGAACGCGACCACGGCACCGUACCCGACGCGGCUGCGGCGCGACGACCCGCGUGUGCUUGACGAGCUCCGGCGCUGCCCCGACUAUGAUGUGUUCCUCCCGAGCGGCCUCCGCGGCUCGGGCUACUGCGAAGACGGCUGCGCCUACGCCAAAUACGGUCAAUCGCGCUUGCUGCCCAUCUGGGCGUUGGAAGACGAGUACUUGGACCCGCAGACCAACCGCAAAGUCAAGUACUUCGACUUGUGCCCGCGGACGCCGGUCAUCUUCUUCAACCACUACUGGCCGCCGUGGGAGUGGCCAAAGCACAAGCCCAUCUACCUCAUGCCCAACAUUGAGAUGGGCGAACUCAAGUCGCAGCAGUACUGGAGCGCCAGCGUCGUCAUCUGCAAGUCGCGCGACUGCUACCGCCGCGUGACCAAGUGGUACGAGCAAGAGGGCAAUCCGAAUGGUGCCGCCGUCUUCUAUACGCGGCACACUACCGCCGACAUUGCGGGCCACAUUGCCCGCAAGCUCGGUCCCGGCGCCAUCAAGCCCAAAGACUACCGCAACAACGUUCGGUUCACGCAUUCGGCCGGCGGCAGCGUCAGCAAGGGCACGGACCAGGUCAUUGAGUGCUGGCUGGCACGACCGGAUCUGCCGCCGCUCGACCUCUCAAUGAGUCAGAGUCUAUACGAUAUGGGAUAUGGCGAAAAGUACGCUGAGAGAAUCGCAGCCGCCAAGAACAUCAACUUUCAGCACAGCGCAAUUAGCGAAGAGACGUUUGGGAAGCGACUUGCUGAGACGUCUUUCUUUCUCUGUGCGAGCCGAUGGGAGGGCUACGGUCACUACAUCAACCAGGCGCGCGCGGCCGGCGGCGUCAUUAUCACGACGGAUGCGCCACCAAUGAACGAGCUCAUCGUUGUGCCCGAAAGCGGCGUUUAUGCCAAGACGGUCGUGCAUCACCACCCGCACCAGAUUAUGGGCGGCCGCUCGGAAGGCGAGCACGGACUCCGCGAUGUCAGCGGUCUCCAAGCCGACUACUCACCGGGCGAUCUCUGCAACGCCGUCAACCACGUGCUAAGACUGUCGGGCGGCGAGCGCGAGCGCAUGGCCAAGGCGGCGCAACAGCAGUACCACGACGACACCAAGUUCUUUGCGACGGCUAUGCGCAACCUCCGCGCGUUUGCGCGCGUCCAGCUGCGCUCCAAUACGACGGCCGCCGAGGUCGCGGCCGGCAACUGGCAAGACUCGGCGGUGCUGGACGUGUUGUGCGUGUAA
Molecule: messenger RNA, 1610 nt
Organism: Saprolegnia parasitica CBS 223.65
Lineage: Eukaryota; Oomycota; Saprolegniomycetes; Saprolegniales; Saprolegniaceae
Exons: 2
Coding region: 57-1610 (517 amino acids)
Source: RefSeq, a predicted model, not a curated record